AUGUCACGCCUAGAACAUUCCUUCUCCUUCGCUCCUCUCCUCGUUACCUAACUAUAACUCGCUCUAUCAGCUUCACUUCAUCUCUUCCGCUCUCCUCUUCGAUCAUGUCUCAGAGACAGGGAAGCCGGGGUCAUAGAGAACAAAGAUGGAGACAGAAACCAAUAUCUAAUGGGCAUUCUUCAAUCAAUGAAGGCGUCUCGGCAGCUGUUUCUGAGGCAGUAACUAAUCAACUUGAUGGAUUAAGUAUUGCGGAGAACUGGAUGCAAACCCAUGCUUCUGCAACACCUGUUCAGUCUGGGGUUGUUCAGUCUGUGAACCAGAGUUAUGUGCAAAGCCCACAAGCUAUAUGGAAGCCCAAGUCUUAUGGAACAGUAAGUGGAGCUUCAGCUGCAAAAGUUGAAGGUGUACAUGUUGAUAAGAUGUCAGCUCCUAUACAAGGUAAUGCAUCUGGAGCUGUUGCAGCAGAGAAAAGCAGUGUUGGUUUGAGUAAAAUAUUUGGGAGUGAUCUAUUGGAAAAUUUUACUGUGGACAACUCGACAUAUUCAGUUGCGCAAGUAAGAGCCACCUUCUAUCCCAAAUUUGAAAAUGAGAAGUCUGAUCAGGAGAUCAGGACACGAAUGAUAGAAAUAGUAUCCAAUGGCCUUGCUACUGUGGAGGUUUCUCUUAAACACUCAGGUUCUCUUUUUAUGUAUGCGGGGCAUGAAGGUGGAGCUUAUGCCAAAAACAGUUUUGGAAAUAUAUUCACUGCUGUUGGUGUUUUUGUUCUUGGACGGAUGUUUUGUGAGGCAUGGGGAACUAAGGCAGCAGCGAAACAAGCGGAGUUCAAUAGUUUUCUUGAGAGGAAUCGAAUGUGCAUAUCAAUGGAAUUGGUAACUGCUGUUCUGGGAGAUCAUGGACAGCGCCCCAGAGAAGAUUAUGCGGUAGUGACAGCAGUCACAGAAUUGGGUAAUGGCAAGCCAAAGUUCUAUUCAACUCCUGAAGUAAUUGCUUUCUGUCGGAAAUGGCGCUUACCAACAAAUCACGUGUGGUUGUUCUCAACUAGGAAAUCAGUCACAGCAUUUUUCGCUGCAUAUGAUGCACUAUGUGAAGAAGGCACAGCAAGUCCAGUAUGUAAGGCUUUAGAUGAAGUUGCAGAUAUAUCUGUGCCAGGUUCAAAGGACCAUAUAAAGGUGCAAGGGGAAAUCUUGGAGGGUUUAGUGGCUCGUAUAGUUAAUCGUGAAAGCAUAAAACAAAUGGAGGAGGUUUUGAGAGAUUAUCCUUCUCCUCCAGCUGAUGGAGCUGAUCUUGAUUUGGGACCAAGUCUAAGGGAUAUCUGUGCUGCAAAUAGGUCAGAUGAAAAACAGCAAAUAAAAGCUCUUCUUCAAAGUGUAGGACCCUCCUUUUGUCCUGAUCAUUUGGAUUGGUCUGGGAAAGAAUCCGUUCAUUCUCAUUCCAGAGAUGUGGGCAAAUCUGUUCUUUCAAAAUUUUUGCAGUCUCAUCCUGCUGAUUAUUCAACCACCAAGUUGCAGGAAAUGGUUCGUUUGAUGAGAGAAAAACGUUUUCCUGCUGCCUUUAAGUGUUACCAUAAUCUCCACAGAAUUGACUGUGUAUCAAGUGAUAACCUUUUUUACAAAAUGGUCAUCCAUGUCCAUAGUGACAGUGGUUUUCGGCGUUAUCAGAAAGAGAUGAGGCACAAGCCUGCACUGUGGCCUUUAUAUCGAGGUUUUUUUAUUGACAUUAAUUUAUUCAAGGCAAGCAAGGAGAGAGCCGCUGAAAUUGCAAAAAACAAGGACAAUGUUGGGGAACAUGCGAAUGGUAGUGGUAGCAUAUUAGAACUGAAUGGUUUAGCUGAUGAUGAUGCAAAUUUAAUGAUCAAAUUGAAAUUCCUGACAUAUAAGCUGAGAACCUUUCUGAUACGCAAUGGCUUAUCAGUUCUUUUCAAGGAAGGUCCAGCUGCUUACAGGGCCUAUUACCUUAGGUGAGAUUUGAAAACUUGGGGCACUUCAGCUGGAAAGCAGAGAGAACUCAGCAAGAUGCUUGAUGAAUGGGCUGCAUACAUCCAAAGGAAGCAAGGAAAGAGACAGUUAUCAUCGUCAAUAUACCUCACUGAAGCAGAGUCUUUUCUUGAACAGUACGCAAAACGUAGUCCGCAGAAUCAGGCUCUGAUUGGAUCUGCCGGGAAUUCAGUGAGGGCUGAAGAUUUCCUAGCAAUCACUGAAGGAGCUAGAGAUGAAGAGGAUGAUCUGGAGAAAGAGCGGGAGCCAGAGCCAAUAACCUCUAUCCAUCCAGUGAAAGAUACUGUUCAAAGAGAUGCGGGUUUGAUUGUGUUUUUUCCUGGAAUACCAGGAUGCGCAAAAUCUGCACUUUGCAAGGAAUUAUUAAAUGCCCCCGGAGGACUUGGAGAUGAUCGUCCAGUCCAUAGUUUGAUGGGUGAUCUUAUCAAAGGAAGGUAUUGGCAGAAGGUUGCCGACGAACGUCGGAGAAAACCAUGUUCUAUAAUGCUUGCAGACAAAAAUGCACCAAAUGAGGAGGUUUGGAGACAGAUAGAGGAGAUGUGCUGGAGAACUAAAGCUUCUGCUGUUCCAGUUAUUCCUGAUUCUGAAGGUAACAUCAUGGUUCUUUUUUCUGUAGUUCAUUAUUCUCAUCUAGAAUCUCAUCUUUUCUGUGUUAUUUUAGUUUACUUUUUGCUUAUGCUACUUACAUUAAAUUUCCUAUUUCUUCUUCUAAUAAAAUUUUUUUACAUAAAAAGGCAAUAUGCAUUGUGUCUUUUCUCUUCAUUCUUUUUAUUCCUGAUGAUCGGUUACAGUAAUCUUUCUUGCACUUUACAUACCUGUAGAAGUGCUUUGCCAAAUGCUGUUAGAUCUAUUCUGGAAGAGGGAAUAAAUCUUUACAACCUUCACACCAACAGACAUGGAAGAUUGGAUUCGACAAAGGGAUCAUACGCUCAAGAGUGGACAAAAUGGGAGAAGCGGUUAAGGCAGGUUCUAACUGACAACACAGAGUAUCUAAAUUCAGUUCAGGUUUCAUUUGAUUUUGCUGUUAAGCAAGUGUUAGAACAACUAAGAAAUAUUGUGAAGGGCGAAUACAAACCACCAACACCAAGCACUGGGAAGAGAAAAUUUGGGAACAUUGUUUUUGCUGCCGUCAGUUUACCUGCUACAGAAAUCCAAAGUCUACUUCAUAAGAUGGCCGAGAAAGACUCAAAAGUGGAAACCUUUUUGAAGGAUAAACAAAUGGAGCACAGCCUUAAGAAAGCUCAUGUUACUCUUGCUCACAAGAAAAGUCAUGGCGUUACAGCAGUGGCUAGUUAUGGCGUCUACCUCAAUCAAAAUGUCCCUGUGGAAUUUAAUGCUCUUCUCUUUACCGAUAAAAUGGCAGCCUUAGAAGCCCAACUUGGUUGUGUUGAUGGGGAAAAAAUUAUUUCAAAAAACCAGUGGCCUCACGUUACUUUAUGGACUGCAGAUGGAGUUCCACCCAAGGAGGCUAACUUAUUGCCACAAUUGCUUUCAGAGGGAAAGGCAACCCUCGUUGAAAUCAAGCCACCGGUCACCAUAACUGGGAAAUUGGAAUUUUAUUAGCUCUCUCUCUCUCUACAUGUGUGUGUGUGUUAUGCACACAUACCUGGCGCUUAUAAACCCGUAAGGUGGAAGAGUCGUUGGUAACUUGGUAUAGAUUUCUUUUUACCAUUAGAUUCUCUUUUAUAACGAGAUCUAACGGUCAAAAAAGCAAUAAGUAAGAAAUGAUCAUUCAGUUGGAUCCCUUCAAAAUAUAGUUUCAUGUCUUUUAUGAAAUGGGUCUCAGGUACUUGCGAAGUUAAUACCCAUGUCAUGAGAUUUUGGGCUCUGGUAAAUUGCUGAGUGAAGGGAAAAGUUUUGGCAGGAUAGCAUCUGGUUGAUGACAAAUCGUGUAUAGGAUUUGGAACAGAACAGAUUUUGUUGAAUUUUUCUGGUUGCAAAAGAAUGGACUAAUACGAGUGGGGGAGUAUAUGUUGUCGUAUCUAUAUAUUUUUUGCUAUAAAGUACAGUGAUUGUAUCAGAUUCUGACUCCAUGAAUGACCAAAAUCUUUAAGACU
Messenger RNA from Carica papaya (papaya), 4051 nucleotides. NCBI's taxonomy places the organism in Eukaryota, Viridiplantae, Streptophyta, Magnoliopsida, Brassicales, Caricaceae. The record is from RefSeq and is a predicted model, not a curated record.